Messenger RNA from Prunus persica (peach), 2592 nucleotides. RefSeq names its product receptor-like protein 12. The record is from RefSeq and is a predicted model, not a curated record. The transcript has a single exon. NCBI's taxonomy places the organism in Eukaryota, Viridiplantae, Streptophyta, Magnoliopsida, Rosales, Rosaceae. Gene Ontology annotation, molecular function: protein binding. Bases 157 to 1971 code for a protein of 604 amino acids.
CUGAAGUUUUGAAGUCUUAGUUGGAACGAUUUUGAUGGUGAGAAAAUUGAAGAGUUUUGGAGGAGUUUGUCAAACUGUCCAAAUAAUACAAUAGCAUUAGAAUCACUAGAUUUGUCUGAUUGUGGGCUUGAAGGCCAACUGCCGGACUCCUUAGGAAUGUUAACAAGUCUGCAGCAUCUACACCUUUCGGGGCUCCUACUUUGGGGUUCAAUUCCAGAAUCUAUUGGAAACUUGUCAUCCUUGAAAACACUGGACUUGUCUAAUAAUUAUAUGAACGGCUCCAUUCCAGAAAGUUUGGGAAAACUCUCCCAGCUAGCUGAACUUGAUCUGUCUUAUAAUUCAUGGGAAGGCAUUCUAACGAAAGCCCAUUUCAUAAAUCUCACCAGAUUAAAAGCCUUUUCAAUAUCCAGUGAGAUAAAAGCAAAGCCCACGUCCCUCGUUUUAAAUGUGGCUUAUGAUUGGGUUCCUCCUUUCAAACUCCACACGCUUGACAUUGAACACUGCAGAGUAGGUCAUGGUUUUGGGGCAUUGAUUCAAUCUCAGACUGAACUAGUAGUUGUCAGGCUUCAUAAUACUUUCAUCUCGGAUUCCAUACCAGAGGAAUGGUUGUCGAAGAUAUCUUCCCAAGUCAAACAUUUGGAUUUAUCUUACAACAACUUCAGUGGAAGGCUUCCAUUACAUUUGAAGUUUCCAAAGCUACAGAGUUUCAAUUUGGGUCAUAAUCAAUUGGAAGGCCCGCUUCCACUUUGGACCACUAAAGUCAACUUCCUUGAUCUUCACAACAAUUUAUUUUCCGGGCCAAUUCCCUCCAAUUUAGACCAAUUUAUGUCACAAUUGAAUUAUUUGGAUGUUUCUGAGAAUAAUUUGAAUGGUACUAUUCCACUCUCUAUUUGCAACAUGAAGGAUAUGGAAGUCAUUUUGCUAAGACACAAUCAACUAUUUGGAGAAUUCCCUCAACAGUGGAGUUUGUGGAGUAGAAUACGCAUUAUUGACGUCUCACACAACAAUCUUUCUGGUAAUAUUUCGAGUUCAAUGGGUAUCCCAAGUUCUCUUGAACAAUUUAAGGUGAAUAAUAAUAAUUUUGGUGGUGAGAUUCCUUUUUCCUUGCAAAAUUGUAGUGAUUUGGUCAUACUUAAUCUUGAACACAACAAAUUCACUGGAAACCUACCUUUAUGGCUUGGAUCAAACGUAUCCACAUUGCAACUGUUACAACUGCGAUCCAACCUUUUAAGCGGGCAUAUCCCCCACCAUAUCUGCAAUCUUCCCUACCUUCAUGUCCUAGACCUUGCUCACAACUUCUUUUCAGGGACCAUUCCCAAUUGUUUGAAAAAUAUGACUUGUCUAGUUGAAGUUAAUGUUGCAUGCCAUAAUUUCACCUCAUAUGAUACAUAUUAUGGAAGAACAACAAUAACGUCAAAAGGGAAAGAGCUCGAAUAUGAAGAUGGCCAGUUAGCCAUGUGGGGAAACAUGAUUGAUCUUUCGUCAAACAAUUUUGAAGGUGAAAUCCCUGAACAAGUAGGCAGGCUGGUUGAAUUGAGUACGUUGAACUUGUCGAUGAAUCGAUUAAUUGGAGAGAUUCCUUCAAGCAUCGGAAAAUUACGCUGGCUUGAAACUCUUGAUCUCUCACACAACCAGCUUUCAGGACAUAUCCCUCAAAACUUUUCUUCUUUAACCUCCCUAUCUCACUUGAACUUAUCUUACAACAACUUGAUUGGAAAAAUACCUUCAGGAAACCAACUCCAAACCUUCGAUGAUCCAUCUAUUUAUGAACACAAUCCAUCAUUGUGUGGGGCUCCUCUUUCAAUUGUAUGCCCUACAGAUGACACAAAAACAAGACAAACUUUUCUUACAGAAGAUCACAGUAAAGAUGAUGAGGAAAGGUUUUGGUUUUACGUCGGCAUGGCACUUGGUUUCAUCAUAGGCUUUUGGGCUGUUUGUGGAACGUUGGUCCUAAAAGAGUCAUGGAGGUAAGGGAGAUUAUGAUACGAAGAGAAAAUAAAAAUGUGCAUGCGUGUUCUGGUGGGCUACUGGUCCUCCUGUUGAUGCUGAAGCUUACUUUUGGAACAUGUCUUAGCUUUUAAAUUGUUGCUUUUGCUAGUUUUUUAUUUGGUUUGGCGUGUUUUGUAUUAGUGUGCUUUCCUCACUUUGUGUUUUGGGUCUCUCACGAGGGGCAAUGGAUCUUGUCAUAGCUUCUAGGUGUUACUCUUUUAUUUGUUCAAUAAAUUUCUCUUGUACUGUUAAUUAUCAAAACAAAGGAAAAAGAAAAAAAAAAACAAUAACACUAAGCAUGUGUGCACUUGUCGUCGAUAAAAUAAAUGAAAGGAACUAGGAUGGUAUAUUGACAUAUGGGUUUUUUUUUUUUCUUUUCUUUUCACUCUUGUCUAUCUUAUAAGAAAUGAGUUAAAAAGAGAUACUUCUAAUUAUGAAACUAUUGGUGCGUUUACCUCAUCAAAUUUUGAAGAGUCUCUCACCACCUAAUUUCCAUCCCAUUUUAUUCACAGUUUGCUUAAGCCGCAUUACAUGUCAAGUUAAGAAAGCGCUCAUGAAAAUAUGCAUGAGUGUAGAAAUAUAAGAUAUUGUUACCUUGUUAAU